AUGGCUCCAAGACUUGAAGGGAAAGUUGCUAUUGUCACCGGUGCUGCCUCGGGCUUCGGCAAAGGCAUAGCUACAAAAUUCGUACAAGAAGGUGCCAAAGUCCUCGUUGCCGACUUGUCUGAAGAAUCGGGCCUGAAAGUCGCCAAAGAACUUGGAUGCGAAUUCAUCGUCGCAGAUGUCACGCAACGGAAGCAAUGGGAAGAGAUAUUACACAAAGUCACAGAUAUUUUCGGGGGCUUGGAUAUUGUGGUCAACAAUGCCGGAGCUACUUACUCCAACAAACCGACCACUUCAGUGACAGAUGCAGAUUUUGACCUCGUCAUGAAUGUCAAUGUUAAGUCGAUAUAUCUGUCGACAGACGUCAUUGUGCCAUAUUUCCUCAACAACAACCGCCCGGGAGUCUUUGUUCAAAUCAGCUCAACAGCGGCAAUCAGGCCUCGUCCAGGACUGACAUGGUACAAUGCAUCCAAAGGCGCAGUAAGCAUUGCUUCCAAGUCAAUGGCUGCGGAGUUCGGCCCCAAGCAGAUACGAUUCAAUACCGUCUGUCCGGUAGUUGGAAGUACAGGAAUGACUCAUCUAUUCCUUGGAAAGCCAGACACAGAGGAAAAUAGAGCAGCAUUUGUGGAUACCAUUCCACUCCGUCGCCCUUCAACACCAGCGGAUGUAGCCAAUGCAUGCUGUUACCUCGCCAGCGAUGAGGCGGCAUUCAUUACGGGAGUUGAUCUGGAAGUACGUCUACAUCCACCCUGCAUGUCGAUGGCGGACGUUGUAUAUAAGCCGACCACCACAAUUUCGGGAUAUGCCGGGAAUGUGCUGAUAUUACGGGUGCAUGUUGCGUUCCUCAUGCUGGGAAGUACCUAG
Messenger RNA from Talaromyces amestolkiae, 861 nucleotides. RefSeq lists its product as uncharacterized. The coding region runs from base 1 to 861 and encodes 286 amino acids. The transcript is spliced from 3 exons. The record is from RefSeq and is a predicted model, not a curated record. Lineage: Eukaryota; Fungi; Ascomycota; Eurotiomycetes; Eurotiales; Trichocomaceae.